Messenger RNA from Aethalodelphis obliquidens (Pacific white-sided dolphin), 156 nucleotides. RefSeq names its product 60S ribosomal protein L39-like. Gene Ontology annotation, biological process: translation. The transcript has a single exon. Gene Ontology annotation, molecular function: structural constituent of ribosome. The record is from RefSeq and is a predicted model, not a curated record. Lineage: Eukaryota; Metazoa; Chordata; Mammalia; Artiodactyla; Delphinidae. Gene Ontology annotation, cellular component: ribosome; cytosolic large ribosomal subunit. Bases 1 to 156 code for a protein of 51 amino acids.
AUGUCUUCUCACGAGACUUUCACGAUCAAGCGAUUCCUGGGCCAGAAACCAAAGGAGAAUCAUCCCAUUCCCCAGUGGACUCAAAUGAAAACUGGUAAUAAAACCAGGUACAGCUCCAAGAGAAGACACUGGAGAAGAACCAAGCUGGGUCUAUAG